Molecule: messenger RNA, 1134 nt
Organism: Closterium sp. Naga37s-1
Lineage: Eukaryota; Viridiplantae; Streptophyta; Zygnematophyceae; Desmidiales; Closteriaceae
Source: the annotation of a GenBank genome assembly
AUGACGCAGGAGGACGCGUCACAAGGGGCAGACGGCGUGCAAAUACCCAAGGAGGGCACGCUGACGUACGACGGCCGCUACAGGCGCUACAGCUUUUACGGAAUCAUCUUCGAGGUCCCCGUGCGCUACGUGCCGCUCGUCCCCAUUGGCCGAGGAGCCUACGGCAUCGUCUGCUCUGCAAGAGACGAGACGACGGGCGAGGAGGUGGCGAUCAAGAAGAUCGGCAAGGCCUUCAAUGACCGCACAGACGCCAAGCGGACUCUCCGCGAGAUCGUGCUCCUGCGCAACAUGAACCACCCCAAUGUGAUCGCCAUCAAGGACAUCAUUCGUCCGCCCAACCCCCAGAGCUUCCAGGACGUGUACAUUGUCUACGAGCUCAUGCCCACGGACCUGCACGAGGUCAUCCGGUCAGGGCAAGCCAUGGACGAACGGCACUACAAGUUCAUUCUCUUCCAGCUCCUCCGGGGAACAAAGUACAUCCACUCGGCCAACAUCCUCCACCGCGACUUAAAGCCCCCCAACAUCCUGAUCGACGCGCGCUGCAACAUCAAGAUCACCGACUUCGGCCUCGCGCGAACCCGCGUGGAAACCACCGACCACCUCACCGAAUACGUGGUUACCAGAUACUACCGCGCGCCCGAGCUGCUGGUGAACAACCAGCAGUACAGCGCUUCCAUCGACGUGUGGUCGGCGGCGCUGAUAUAUCUGGAGCUCGUGCUGGGGCACAUUGUGCUCAAAGGGGAUAACUACGUGGACCAGCUUCGCAAGACCUGCGAGCUGAUCGGAUCCCCCUCUGCCGAAGACGCCUCCUUCAUAGUCAACGAGGCCGCCCGCACCUUUCUGCUCUCAGAGCUACAGGGAUUCCCGGCGAGGAGCAUCAGGGACGUGUUUCCCAAGCUGUCAGAACCCGCGGCUGACUUGGUGCAGCGCAUGCUCGUGUUCGACCCGAGAAAGCGAAUCACAGUGGACGAGGCAUUGGCGCACCCCUACCUGGCGCACUACCACAAGGCCAACCAGGAUCCGCCGCACCCAAACCCCUUCCAGUACGACCUGAGCUUUGAGCAGGAGGAGUACGACAUCCCCCGCAUCCGCCAGCUCAUCUACGAGCAAGCCUGCGCCUUCAACCCCCUAUAA